AUGCAAUACCUACAAGCACCUUAUACGGAAUGGGUUAAACCAAAUAGCUAUGAUCCGUUCAAUUGGAAUGGUAUUUAUCAUAAUUAUCCUCCACUUUCGUCCAAUACUAGUAGUCUUACUGAUGGUAGUUCAGCGUACAGUAGUUCGACUAAUUAUCAAUAUGAUGUAUUACCAUCAUCUAUAGGUCGAUUUUCACCUGAUAAAUAUCAUUCCACUUAUCAAGUAUACUAUGCCAAAAAGAAAAAACGUAGUAACAAUCAAGUGAUUGAAGAAAAUGGUUUACAUAAGAAGGAGAAAAGAAAUUUAAAUGAUGGAUAUGAUGAUGAAAAUCAUGAUUAUAUUGUACGACCUGGAGAAGUAUGGCUCGAACGAUAUACCAUUGAUUGUUUAAUUGGUAAAGGUAGUUUUGGACAGGUUGUCAAAGCAUUUGAUCAUACUGAUGGUGAAUAUGUAGCUAUAAAGAUAAUAAAAAACAAGCGUCCAUUUCUAUCACAAGCUCAAAUUGAAGUACGUCUUCUUGAAUUAAUGAAUCAACAGGAUUCAGAUAAUAAUGGUUAUGUGGUUAAACUAAAACGACAUUUUACAUUUCGAAAUCAUCUAUGUCUUGUAUUCGAAUUAUUAUCCUAUAAUUUAUAUGAUCUAUUACGAAAUACAAAUUUUCGUGGUGUAUCGCUUAAUUUAACACGAAAAUUUGCUUUACAACUUCUAUCUGCAUUGCUAUUUCUUUCUCAACCUGAACUUAGUAUACUUCAUUGCGAUCUGAAACCUGAAAAUAUUCUAUUGGUUAAUCCAAAACGAUCUGCUAUUAAAAUUGUUGAUUUUGGUAGCUCUUGUCAAAUUGGUCAACGUCUUUACCAAUAUAUUCAAAGUCGAUUUUAUCGUUCACCAGAAGUUUUACUUGGUAUUCCAUAUGAUAUGGCGAUUGACAUGUGGAGUCUUGGCUGUAUUCUUGUUGAAAUGCAUACAGGCGAACCAUUAUUUAGUGGCACAAAUGAAUUUGAUCAAAUGAUGAAAAUUGUUGAAGUACUUGGUAUACCACCAACUCAUAUACUUGAACAAGGAACUAAAACUAAACGUUUCUUUGAUCGUCUACCUGAUAAUACAUGGAUACCACGGAAGAAUAAAGAUAAACGGUAUCGAUCACCUGGUACACGUAAACUACAUGAUAUUAUUGGUGUUGAGAUCGGUGGUCCUGGUGGUCGUCGGGCUGGUGAACCCAACCAUUCCGCAUCAGAUUAUAUCAAAUUUAAAGAACUUGUUCAACAAAUGCUUGAAUAUGAUCCGAAACGGCGUUUAUUACCAUUUAAUGCAUUACAAUCGAGUUUUUUUAAACGAACUUAUGAUGAUACAUCAAAUGUUAAUCAUACAACAGCAGCCACCACAACAGCUCCAGCAACAACAAUAAUGAAUACUAACCCAUUGUCAAAUCUUAAUUCGAAUAGUUCACCUAAUCUUGAUCCAAUUGAUAACGAGUUGAUCUUUGUUUGUAGACCAUCAGCAAGCCUUCGUUAUCGUCAUUUAAUUGAAACAGUACAACCGCCGAAUCUUUGGCAACCAACAGAUUCAUUUAUGCCUGGAAUUCCAAGACCAUAUCCUGCUCAACAAACGACAAAUACUAAUAGUUCAAUUUAUUUAACUAAUACUUACCCAACUGAUUCAAUUGAUCUUGUUGCACCAAUAGAAUUUCAAUCAACGAACAGCUUUUAUUCAUCUCAGAGACCUCAUGUAUCACCGUCCGGAACAACAUUUCCACCAUUAUUUACAUAUGUUCCACAAAGUUUUAAUCAUCAUUUAUCAUCAACUAUAGACGAUAAUUCUUUGCUUAUACAAAAUCCUAGUUUGACUUGA
Rotaria socialis is the source of this 1848-nucleotide messenger RNA. The record is from the annotation of a GenBank genome assembly. NCBI's taxonomy places the organism in Eukaryota, Metazoa, Rotifera, Eurotatoria, Philodinida, Philodinidae.